GUAAAGAUGGAAUUCAAUUUCGAGAACAAAGUUAUAAUAAUAACAGGAGGUAGUUCAGGAAUCGGGGCUGAAACAGCUAAAAUGUUCGCACAGUACAAAGCAAAGCUAUGCCUCGUAGGUAGAAAUGAAUCUAGAUUACAAAACGUAGCACAACAUUGCGAAUUAAUCAGUGGAAACGUACCAUUAUGUAUAUUAGUCGAUCUAAUCCAAGCAGGCAGUUGUGAAAAGGUAAUAACAAAAACUGUUGAAAAAUUCAAAAGGAUUGAUAUUUUGGUGAAUUGUGCUGGUAAAUUAAAACUGGGAACAUUACAUGAGAGUGAUAUCGACGUAUUCGACGAACUGAUGGCAAUUCAUUUGAGAGUACCAUAUUAUUUGACUCAACUUGCAUCACCACAUUUAAUUAAAAGUAAAGGAAACAUUGUUAAUAUUGGAUCUUCGUACUUAGAAAGGUAUAAACCAGGAUUACUUCCUUAUAAUGUCUCAAAGAAUGCAUUGGAAAAGUUCACAAGACACGCUGCAAUGGAGAUGGUAACCGAAGGUGUUAGAGUCAAUAUUAUAAAUCCAGGAAUGACACGAACUAAUUUGAUACACAAUUUAAACAUUGAUGAGGGUGAUGUAAACUACGCAUACGACAAUCUUAUAGCUGAAUUAGGUCUGAAAAAAAUAUUAGAACCCAAAGAGGUUGCUAAACUUAUAUUAUUAGCAGCCUGCGAUAUGAUGCCAAACAUGACAGGAUCGAGUUUAAAAAUAGAUGGAGCUGUUAUAGUGUAGUGUAAUAUAUAAUACUAGCUAUCGCCCGCGAC
Messenger RNA from Papilio xuthus (Asian swallowtail), 803 nucleotides. RefSeq lists its product as uncharacterized. The transcript has a single exon. The record is from RefSeq and is a predicted model, not a curated record. NCBI's taxonomy places the organism in Eukaryota, Metazoa, Arthropoda, Insecta, Lepidoptera, Papilionidae. Bases 7 to 771 code for a protein of 254 amino acids.